Molecule: messenger RNA, 1638 nt
Organism: Scomber scombrus (Atlantic mackerel)
Lineage: Eukaryota; Metazoa; Chordata; Actinopteri; Scombriformes; Scombridae
Exons: 5
Coding region: 1-1638 (545 amino acids)
Molecular function (GO): GTP binding
Source: RefSeq, a predicted model, not a curated record
AUGCUGAGGAGAAAGAGCAGAGAGGAGUCAGAGCUCAGAGCUUUAUAUCAGCAGCCACCGUCCACACCUUUCAGCAUCUCAGAGCUUCAAGUCAACAACGCAGAUACCAACACACCUGUUUCAUCCUCACCGUGUGGAGUCUCUCUGCCAGACAGCAUCAUGGCACAGUGUAACGUCUCAUCCAGAUACCAGGACAUCAUCUCCAAAAGUACUCUGAUCUCUUCAGGAUCUCCUGCUGUCUACCAGCUGAGAACAAAGGAAGAGAAGUUUGGGACUCUGACAAGAAAAACUGUUGGAGAGAAAAACCCAAACAAGAUAAACAGAACCAUCUUACUUGUAGGUGAAACAGGAGCAGGAAAAUCUGCUCUGAUCAACGCUCUGGUCAACUACACCAUGGGAAUGAAGUUUGAGGACAACAUCUGGUUUGAGAUCGUAGAAGAUGAGAAGAGGAGUCAGUCAGAGAGUCAGACAUCAGAUGUGAUCUUGUACGAGAUCUUUGGUUAUGAAGAUGAAACUCUGCCCUACUCUCUGACCAUCAUCGAUACUCCUGGAUUCGGAGACACCAGAGGGAACGAACAUGAUGACAUCGUUAGUCAAAAAUUAUUGGUCUUGUUCAGCUCAGACGAUGGAGUUCAUGAACUUUCUGCAGUGGGUCUGGUGGUGAAGGCGACUGAGAAUCGAGUGAGUGAUCGAAUGAAGUACAUCUUUGAUUCAGUGAUGUCUCUGUUUGGGAAAGACAUUGAGAAGAACAUUGUACCUCUCAUCACCAACUCUCCUGGAAGAACACCUAAAAAUGUUCUGAAAGCUCUUGAAGCUGCAAAUAUUAAAUGUGCCAAAGAUGAGAAUAAUCAACCUGUUCACUUCCUGUUUGAUAACUGCCAGACUGAAGACCGAACAGAUGACACAGAAGACCUGAAACGUGCUGAUGAAAUAACAACAACAGGAAUGAAUCAGUUCAAAGACUUUCUAGAUAAAACUGCACCUCAAAAACUGAGUAAUACUGUGGAAGUUAUAAAUAAGCGCAUCAGACUGACAGCCUGCAUUCAAAACCUGCAAGACCGAGUCGAUCUAAUCGAAAAAAAACAGAGAAUGAUCCGACAGAUUGACGAAGCUCUAAAGAAACAUGAAGAAGAGAUGAAGAAGAAUGAAGAGUUCACUGUAGAAGUUGAUGAGCCCUACAAAAGCCAACAAGCCAUCAAUGGGGGUAUGUGGGGGUUAUGGUUUUAUGAAGGAGCUGUCACCUGUAACAGAUGUAAAGAGAACUGUCACUAUCCUGAAUGCACAGUGGCCUGGUAUCCUAGAGAUUGCAAGGUCAUGAAAGGAGGUCUCUGCACUUCAUGUACAGGGAAGUGUCCUGUAUCAGAUCAUGUGAAAGAGAAGUGGAUCUAUGUGACCAAGACCAGGAAAGUCACGAAGACCAAAGAAGAUAUGAAAAAAAUGUUUGAAUUGAAGAAGUCAGAAAGUGAGUUGGGGAAGAGCCUGAUGGAAAUUAUUCAAACUGAGAUGGAAGAACUGACAGCAGAGAAGAUAAAGUUGCUGGAUGAGUCCUACCAACAUGUUGUUAAUCUGGAGCAGAUCGCCCUGAAUGAUAAUUCACUAUCCAUUCAUACUGAGCUGAUCAAAAGGGGGCAGCUCUGA